AUGGGCCAAAAUAACAGCAAAAGGGUCAUUUCCCUGUUGGAGAAGGCGAGUGACGAAAAAUGGACCGACGCCGACUGGUACGGCGAAUUGUCAUCCCUGGGAGGGGACCUGCACAGCCAGGAGGACUUCUCCCUCUCGAAAAGGGUCAUAGACGAUGAGAAGUGCCUCAGAAUUUUUUUCAACUUUUUGAUGAGCACGUUGCGGAGGUUGAUACAGAAGGGUUCCACGGGAUGCCUAGAUGAUUGCAAAGCAUGUGUAAACAUAUGCCUCAUGGUGCUCCCAGUCCUACAGUACAACAGCCACAAAAGGGAAGUUUUGGACCUGCUGUGGAGAGAAAAUCGUGUAGAGUGCCCUCCCCAACCCUCCUACGAAUGCACGAGCAAUGUGCUGAUCCUCCACCUGUACAACUUCUUCCUGCUCGCCUUAUUCACGGAGGGUGUGUGCAUUCGGGGAGGAAGAGGCGACACGUCGGCGGCCACACACCAUGAGGAGGACGUGGAGGAGGUCCACCAACCGAAGGAGACCCCCCUACCCGUGAACUCAGUGGAUGUAAGCAAACUGUGGUUGCACAAGUUCUCCAUUCAUGAGAGGGUCAAAUAUGAGAGGAGUGAAUCUGGCGAGCUGGGAAGCGAAAAGUGCCCACACAGUGGUGAGCAUACCGAUGGGAAAGAAGAAGGGGAUCCCCCACUGGUUGCGAGCAAAGACGAGGGUCACAACAUUAACAGCUUCGACGAUGGAAGGCACUCCAAACUGGGCCCCAAGUGCUCAGACGUCAGCGACAGCGGCAAUGCUAGUACCACCUCCCCUGGGGAGGCCAACUCAACUAAUGAAAUUUCGAACAGUGAGGUCUGCUUAAAAUGUCACAAGGCAGACGAGAUGACGACGAGUCAUUUGAAGAGGAACCCAAGCAGCGUCGAUGUAGCACCCACACACAGUAACGGUAUAGACCUCGAAUUAAUAAAAAACAGAAGCGCCAUUUUAAAGUGCCUCCUAAUUCUGCUAAGCUCGUAUGUCUAUUUGGACGAAGGGAAGUACCUAAAAGAGAAAAAUCUUUUCCUUUUUCUCUUUACAAGUGGGGAGGUUUGCUUCACUGCGAAUUUUUUCCUCUCCCUUUUGACCGUCAUAUAUGACAAUGAAUUUAAUUACUUCAGUUUUUACUUUUACGAUAAGAGCUAUUUGGAGUUUUACAAUUUAUGCAUUCACGUUUUGAACCUGCUGGUUGAUUUUAGUCCCUUCGUUUUGGAGGACCGCAAGCGGGUGCACUACGUGAGUGGCGCGGCGAGGCACUUCAACAGCAGUGCGCAGGUGGGAGAAGCGCACAGGGGAGAAGCACACAUAGGGGAAGCGCACAUAGGGGAAGCGCACAUGGGAGAAGAACCCAGGGGGGAGACCCACCCCCAAAGCUGCAGCACCCGCAGCAGCCACUCGCCAAACCAGAGCGCAAACGAACCAAUAAAGUGGGACGACACGCUGGUGACGCAUGGCGAAAGCGGGGAGGAGGACAAGUCAGACACGGACAAAAGCACCAAGGGGGAGGAGCACCCGCUCGACAAGGAAGAGCAAAGAAGCCACGAAACGGUCGCGAAUUUACCUGCCGAUUUUAUCAUCCUUGGUGAGUCCUCGGAUGAGUCGUGCAACUCAUCAAGCACGUGCACAGACGCGGAGCAAAAUGGCUACCUGAACAAUAGUGAAAAAAAAAAAAAAAAAAAAAAAAAAAAAUUCCCGCAACUGGAGCACCUUAUGAAGAAGCGAAAAUUUUACUUAAAUGAAAUUAAUCAACAGGUGAAAAACACAGAUGAGGACGUUUACUACGAUUACUUAAAAAAGCAAAAGGAGUCCAAAAAGCUGCGCUCCAGUAAUGUGUACCUGGAAAUGCUGCGUAAAUUGGACAUCACCAACAUUUCGUACAUUUACAAAGGAACGUUAAACAUACUGAUAAGUUACAAGCUGUACUACGAACAUUAUGAGGAGCAGGUUUUGUUCCUUCACAAUUAUUUGUGCCUGCUGUGGCACUUGAUGGAUAACAACCGGCUGUUUAUUAGGCACAUGAAGGACCACAAUAGCAGCUUGUUCCUCUUUUACAUUCUCUACAUACUGGUCUGCUUUAACCACCACCGGAAGCGGGAGAUGCAGGCCCUGGCCGACCUGCGCAAGCGCGAGAAGGCGGUCGCUGCGAUUGGCAGCACGGUCGGUAGCGCCGUUAGCAGCACCGCUGACGUCGCCGCUAACGCCGCCGCUAAUCCUGGCUGCCACACCGAGCAGCCGCACCUCUACCACAACGGCAGCUUCAACCAGUCGGGCAAGUGCGACGAGUUCAACGUGCGCAAGAUAGACGGCCUGAUUUACAUCUGCCUUUUCAUAAUCCUGAAGGUGUCGUCCAACGCGACCAUUUGCAAAAACCUCAACCAAAAGUACGACCAGAAAAUUAAGGUGAAGUUCCCCCUAAGAAACGUCUACCAGUUUGACUCCUACGUGGACUUCCUAGUGUACGCCUUAUGCAUGCUGAUCAACGACAACAUUUUUUUCCUAAAAUUCGAGCGAAUCAUCGAUAUGUCCAUCACCAUCCUGACGAAUGUCAGCGUUUACAUCAAGUCCAUGAACACCUAUUCUUGCGAGAGCAUAAUUAAUAUUUUAAAAAAAGUUUUAAAAAAGGAAUGGCUCCUCUCAUCCCAACAUCAUUACUAUUCGCUUUUCCUUAUGCUCGAUUUUAUAAACAACAUCCUAUCGCACAACUUGAACGAUAACUACAAUUUGAUUUACAUGAUCAUAAAGAACAAGGACGUCUUUUUCUCCAUUCACAACUUGGACCAGGUGUUAAAGGAUAACUACCUCUCUGUCUCCAGCCCCCCCGCCGAUCACUGGGUACCCACCGAAAGUUGGCUAGUCAACUGGAAGAACAAGCUGCCCCUGCAGUUCAUCGACAGCAUAAUUUAUGACUUGGCGAAUCUGAUCGAAGAAGAGUGUGACGAAAGGGAAAUACUGGACUACAACGAUGUCGUAAAUUUAAUUAAAAACCACUGCUCGACCAUAAAAAAUAACAAAAUCCCCUUCAUCAUAAGGAAGUACGAGAAGAACAUUCUUCUCUCCAAGUGGGUCACCAGCUACAUGUACUUUCUCUUGUUCUCCCACAUGUACAAGGAGAAUCUGUUCAUAAACGGGGGUAUUAAGUUUAUAUUUUAG
Molecule: messenger RNA, 3180 nt
Organism: Plasmodium vivax (malaria parasite P. vivax)
Lineage: Eukaryota; Apicomplexa; Aconoidasida; Haemosporida; Plasmodiidae
Exons: 4
Coding region: 1-3180 (1059 amino acids)
Cellular component (GO): Golgi trans cisterna; membrane; Golgi medial cisterna
Source: RefSeq, a predicted model, not a curated record